AUGUCCACUAGUGCUAUGACCGACGAUUAUCCCAUGGCUGAGGUCUCCAUUACUGAGGAGACCAAGAUGCCUGAGCCUGCCAAGAAAUCGCAGCUUCUUGUCAUUCUGCUCUGUCUCUUUGCCGCCAUGGGCGGUUUUGUCUUUGGCUAUGACACUGGUACCAUUUCUGGCUUCAUCAACAUGGACCCUUUCCUAGAGAGCUUUGGAGAAGCCGAUGAGUCUGGCGUUUUCUUUCUAUCCCGAAUCCGAGCUGGGCUCAUUGUUGGACUCUUUUCCAUUGGUGCUUUCCUUGGCACCCUUCUUGGUGGCUUCCUUGCUGACAAGGUUGGUCGAAAGAAGGGAAUUGUCUAUGUCGCCAUGGUCUACAUUGUUGGUAUGCUUAUCCAGAUCACAGCCUUCACAGCCUGGUACCAGAUUGCCAUUGGUCGUGUCAUCGGUGGUGUUGGUAUUGGUGCACUCUCUGUGCUGGUCCCCAUGUUCCAGUCAGAGACUGCUCCCCAGAAUCUUCGAGGCGCUCUUGUCUCUUCUUUCCAGCUGUUUAUUACUCUCGGCAUCUUCAUUGGAUUUAGUGUUUGCUACGCUACCAAGUCGCGGCUCGAUACCGGUGCCUACCGAAUCCCCAUGGGUCUUUGCUUCGCCUGGGCUUUUAUCCUUCUCAUUGGCAUGUGCUUCAUGCCAGAGUCCCCUCGAUUCCUGGUUUCAAUUGGCCGCAUUGAGGAGGCCCGAAAGGCUAUGGCCAUGACAAACCAGGUUCCUCUCCACGACGCUGUCAUUGAUGAGGAACUCAAGGCUAUUGAGAACUCUGUCAUUAGGGAAAAGAGUGCUGGUAAGGCCACAUGGAAAGAACUUUUCACUGGCGAGCCCCGAAUGGGCUACCGGCUUACCCUUGGUAUUCUCGUCCAGGUUCUCCAGCAGCUCUGUGGUGCCAACUACUUUUUCUAUUACGGAACUUCUAUCUUCAAGGCCAUUGGAAUGUCGGAUUCUUUCGCUACUUCGAUGAUCUUUGGCGGAAUCAACCUCCUGUCUACCUUUGGAGGUCUCUACAUUGUUGAUCGAUUCGGUCGACGAAAGUGCCUUCUUGGUGGAGCCAUGGUCAUGUUUGUCUGUUUCCUCGUCUAUUCUACUGUCGGGUUCGCUGCUCUUUAUCCCAACGGUGAUACCACCCUUCCCGCCAGAAAGGCUGUUGGUGAUGUCAUGAUUCUGUUCACCUGUAUCUUCAUCGCCGCUUUCGCCUCUACGUGGGCCCCUAUUGCCUUCGUCGUUGUUUCUGAGACCUUCCCUCUCAGAAUGCGAUCAAAGGGAAUGGCUGUUGCUACUGGAGGAAACUGGAUGAUCAACUUCCUCGUUUCUUUCCUGACUCCCUUCAUCACCAGUUCCAUUGGGUUCAAGUACGGUUAUGUCUUCACUGCUUGCAUUGGUUUCGCCAUUAUCUUUGUCUUCUUCUUCAUCCCUGAGACCAAGGGUCUGUCCCUUGAGGAUGUUGACGAGCUGUACGCUUCAGGUGUCAGUGCUCGAAACUCCCCCAACUGGGUUCCUUCUUCCAAGAAGCAGGAAGUCAACGAACCUAAGAACAGUAUGACCGACUUCUCCGAGUCCUCUUAG
Yarrowia lipolytica CLIB122 is the source of this 1602-nucleotide messenger RNA. RefSeq lists its product as uncharacterized. Gene Ontology annotation, biological process: carbohydrate transport; transmembrane transport. Gene Ontology annotation, molecular function: carbohydrate:proton symporter activity. The record is from RefSeq and is a predicted model, not a curated record. Gene Ontology annotation, cellular component: plasma membrane. Lineage: Eukaryota; Fungi; Ascomycota; Dipodascomycetes; Dipodascales.